Messenger RNA from Corythoichthys intestinalis (scribbled pipefish), 1991 nucleotides. It is a transcript of the gene kpna4, whose product is annotated as karyopherin alpha 4 (importin alpha 3). NCBI's taxonomy places the organism in Eukaryota, Metazoa, Chordata, Actinopteri, Syngnathiformes, Syngnathidae. Gene Ontology annotation, molecular function: nuclear import signal receptor activity; protein binding. Gene Ontology annotation, cellular component: cytoplasm; nucleus. The transcript is spliced from 17 exons. The record is from RefSeq and is a predicted model, not a curated record. Bases 147 to 1700 code for a protein of 517 amino acids. Gene Ontology annotation, biological process: NLS-bearing protein import into nucleus.
UUCCCUCCGUCACCGGCAAUCCCAGCAUGCGUCGCGGCUUCCCCAGCAGUGUAGCAAAAAAUAGUACGCUAACGAGCGAGAAAGGGAAGCUAGCAUAAGUGGCUAAUUCCACGAGUGAAACGAACUGCCUCCCCGCGAUCGCUAACAUGGCUGACAACGACAACCAGCGACUGAGGAAUUUCAAGAACAAGGGUCGGGAUUUAGAGUCUAAUAGAAGACAGAGGACUGAGGUAGUGGUGGAACUGCGAAAGAACAAAAGAGAUGAGCACCUCCUGAAAAGAAGAAACGUACCCAGUGAGGACAUUUGUGAUGAUUCUGAUGUCGAUGGAGAUUUCAGAUCGCAAAAUACCUCUCUUGAAGCAAUAGUGCAAAACGCCACCAGUGAUAACCAGGGCAUCCAGCUGAGUGCUAUUCAGGCUGCCAGGAAAUUGUUGUCUAGUGACCGCAACCCUCCCAUUGACGACCUCAUCGAGUCUGGGAUCCUUCCUAUUCUGGUCCACUGUUUGGAUAGAGAUGACAACCCUUCUCUGCAGUUUGAGGCAGCCUGGGCUUUGACCAACAUAGCAUCUGGAACAUCUGAGCAGACCCAAGCUGUGGUGGAUUCCCAUGCCGUGCCACGCUUCCUGAGGCUGCUUCAAUCCCCUCAUCAGAACGUGUGCGAACAGGCAGUCUGGGCUUUGGGCAACAUCAUUGGUGACGGUCCGCAAUGCAGAGACUACGUGAUCGGCUUGGGGGUUGUCAAGCCGCUGCUGUCUUUCAUCAGUCCCUCCAUUCCCAUCCCAAUCACCUUCCUUCGCAAUGUCACAUGGGUUAUGGUGAACCUGUGCCGCCAUAAAGACCCGCCACCGCCCAUGGAGACCAUCCAAGAGAUCCUACCAGCUCUGCGUUUGCUGAUCCACCACACGGAUGUCAGUAUUUUGGUAGACACUGUGUGGGCUCUGUCCUAUUUGACAGAUGCUGGGAAUGAGCAGAUCCAAAUGGUGAUUGACUCUGGCAUCGUUCCUCACCUGGUCCCUCUGCUUAGCCACCAGGAGGUCAAAGUCCAGACUGCUGCCCUGAGAGCUGUGGGUAACAUCGUGACCGGAACAGAUGAGCAGACUCAGGCGGUACUCAACUGUGAAGCUCUCAACCACUUCCCUGCCCUCCUGUCACACCCCAAAGAGAAAAUUAACAAGGAGGCGGUUUGGUUUUUGUCAAACAUCACAGCAGGAAAUCAGCAGCAGGUGCAGGCUGUCAUUGAUGCGAAACUAGUACCCAUGAUUAUUCACCUCCUUGACAAGGGAGACUUUGGAACCCAGAAAGAAGCUGCCUGGGCCAUCAGCAACCUCACAAUAAGUGGGAGGAAAGAUCAGGUGGCACAUCUGAUUGAAAAGCAGGUCAUUCCUCCAUUCUGCAAUCUGCUCACAGUGAAGGAUGCCCAAGUGGUUCAGGUGGUCCUGGACGGCCUCAGCAAUAUUCUGAAAAUGGCAGACGACAAAGCUGAAACUAUCGCUAAUCUCAUUGAAGAAUGUGGAGGUUUGGAGAAAGUCGAACAGCUGCAGAAUCAUGAAAAUGGAGAUAUCUACAAGCUCGCAUAUCAAAUUAUUGAUCAGUUUUUCUCAUCUGAUAUCGACGACGACAGCCUGGUCCCCGAACCCAUCCAGGGUGGAACUUAUGGCUUCAACUCCGCCAACGUGCCAGCCGAAGGAUUCCAGUUCUAGACGGCAUCCGGGGGUAUUCUGGAGUUUUGUUCACGAUGCAGCACUCUGUUCAACAUAAACAAAAUUAGGCGAAAGAGAGAGAGAGCGAGCGAAAGAGAGCGAGAGUGUGAGAAAUUUGAUCCAUUGUGCUUGGCUCGUGGGAUCCCAUGGCUGCAUCUUAUCUGAGAGAGAAAAAUGUGUGGAUUUCAUUGGGCGUUCCUGCGGGAACGCAGCCCAAAUGAAGUUUGAGUUGGCGAGUGGGUGCGAGUGAGAAUGAGUGGCUACAUGUUGCAAAAAAAAAAAUAAUAAUAA